UCCUCUCUUGGCUGUUUUGCAAAGGGUUUGUCGAUCAGAUUUGAUUUUAUGGUUGGGAACGAAGCAACAUUGUUAUAACCACAUUUACAUUUAUCAUAAAUGUGUAGAAUCGGUGAGGCUUAAGUAGGCCCUAGUCUAAGCCAGCUGAAGUUACAAGUGCAUUUUUCACAGUAUGCUUGCCACCAUCACCAUGCAGCUAUGACAGAUAAAUUUCUCAAGGGUAGAUGAUGGACCCAGAUGAAGAAAUAAAUGGAGAUGGAGAACAAAGUGAUAAGGAGGAUGGAAAGCAUGAAAUACUUGACCAAGAGGAAGCAUCUUUAUUAGAACAAUUAAAUAGACUCCGAAAUGCUGUUAAUAAAAAGUGUAAAAAAUCAGAUCGUAUAAAGAGAUUAACAGAAUUGAUUAACAGUGAAAAAAAUAAAUUAAAUGAAUUAACAGAUAAAAAACCAGACCGGAAAUCGGGACAUGCAAGAAAAUACAAUCCAGAAACAUCUUACAAUGAAAUGAAUGAAGAUGAUGAUCAUGAAGAUACAAUGAAUACAAGUUCUUCUUUCUCCACACAGUCUUCAGAACAAGAUCAAGAAAGCAGCAAUAUUUCAGAAAAUGACACUGAUUCAACUUCUUAUGAAUGCAGCAUAUGUUGUUUAAUUUUUGAUACAGAAGAAAAAUUGGUUUGUCACACCAGAACCCACAGUGGUCUGAAGCCAUACCAGUGUGAUAUAUGUGAUAAAAAUUAUUACCAUAAAAAAGAUUUGAAAAAGCAUAAAAACAUAAAACACUCAAAUAUCGAUAAUGGUUUCGAACAAACUAAUCAAAAUCCAAAAUGUUACGAAUGUGAUCAACUGUUUACUGACACUCAAAAUUUGCAGAGGCAUUUAGAAUCCAAUCAUAACGUGAACAGUAAAAUUGGACAUCAAUCAAAUGAAAAUGGAAGGGAAGAAGACAUUAAUGCAGAUGUGGUGUCUCAAUCCGAGGACAGUGAUUUCAGUUUCAAAUGUGAAAUUUGCGGCAAAAAAUACUUAAAAGAGUCGAGUUUAAAAAAUCAUAGGAAACGAAAACACUGCAAAAAAUCUAAUAAGGAUGAAGUUUUUGAUUGUCCAGAGUGUGGAAAAAGGUUCCGAUUUAGAUCAAGUAUGCUUAAUCAUUUAAAAACACAUAGUGCUGAAAAACUGUUUAAUUGUUCAAAAUGUGAGGAAACUUUCCGAUUACAAUCUGAAUUAAAUCGUCACAUGAGACAGAGUCAUGAGCUUGCUGAUUGGUCACCUUAUCAAUGCCACUUUUGCAGCGAAUAUUUUGCGCAAAAUUAUCUUUUGACAGCUCACAUUACAAGUCACACGAAAGUAAAAGUAUUUGAAUGUAGAGACUGUUCCGAGAAGUUUAAAUCCCAUGAUGAGCUAAAGCAACACAGGACCAUACACGCAGCAGAACUGAAAUUCCAAUGUGAUACCUGUGGUCGUCGGUUUCGCAUACCUAAACUUCUUCGUAUCCACCUAAGGGUACACACUGGUGAAAAACCGUAUCAGUGCAUGGAAUGUGGAAAACUUUUUACUCAACAGGGGGCACUGUGGACUCAUAAAAAGAGUCAUUCAAAUGUGCGUCCAUAUCAGUGCGAAAUUUGUAGUAAGCUGUUUCAUCUUCGUGACUCGCUUACCCGACAUAUGAGAAUCCAUACGGGAGAAAAACCCUAUAAGUGUGAUAUUUGUUAUAAAGCGUUUAAUCAGAAGGGUAAUUUAAUAACACAUUUCCGCAUACACAGUGGAGAGAAGCCGUAUAAGUGUGAUAUUUGUGAUAAAACUUUCAUGUAUAGUGGUUUAUGUAGCGACCAUAUAAAAUCACACAAACAAAAUGAUACCUCAACAACCACCGCCAUAAAUUAAGGAUUCUCCACUUUACGAUAAUGUUCAACAGUGAGGUGAAAACGUCAAGCUUCCACAUAGUGAACAAUAGUGAGAGGACAUUCUAACUUAAUUUAGUUUGAGACACUUAAAUUUUAAAUUUCAUUAAGAUCAGAUCAAAUCAAAAUAAACUUUGUGAUUGUUGUUUUUGUAUGUUUAGAGGUAUAUACUCCCAGGCCCUGUCAGUGUUUAUUUGUGAAGCUUUCCUGCAUCAUCCAUUAAAUUAGAUGAUAUUAGGAUUUGAAUUAAGCAAACACAUCUUUAGAUAAUUAUAUUACACUCCUAAGUAAAAUGUAAUUUUGUUUACAUCUCGUAUCCAGUUUGAUCAAAUGUGAGCUUGUGAAUUUCAUUUGAUUAAUUAAAUGGUUUAUUAUUAAAAUGAAACCAGUUUUAUUAUUGGUUAUUAUUUUUG
Messenger RNA from Patella vulgata (common limpet), 2307 nucleotides. RefSeq names its product gastrula zinc finger protein XlCGF57.1. The transcript has 4 exons. Gene Ontology annotation, molecular function: DNA-binding transcription factor activity; RNA polymerase II cis-regulatory region sequence-specific DNA binding. The coding region runs from base 225 to 1877 and encodes 550 amino acids. Gene Ontology annotation, biological process: regulation of transcription by RNA polymerase II. Lineage: Eukaryota; Metazoa; Mollusca; Gastropoda; Patellidae. The record is from RefSeq and is a predicted model, not a curated record.